AUGACCGCGCGACCCCGCUCGAUCGGGGACGCGCCCGGCCCUGCCAGCCGGCCAGAAAGACCGCGAUCUCCUCCAGCCGGCCGAGCUGAUCCCGGCGGUUUGGUCAAUGCCCUGCCGCGAGAGCGGCGUCGCGGGCCUGCGCAUCGGGCGUGGUCAGCGCCGCCAGCGCGGUCUCAAAGGCGGCGAUGGUCGGAAAAGCGCUCAUUCGACGACGAAGCCUUCUGGCGGCGUGCGAGUCAAGAAAUGGCCUUUCACCCCUUGCGGCCAUUGCUUUCAGGGCACCGCCCCAGUCGCUGGCGGCAUAGGCCCGGGCAUAGUCCAGAUCGCGCGGGCGGCAUCGUCAUCGGGCGCGAACUUGCCCAUCACGUAACCGACUGCCCGGGCAGCGCAGAUGGACGUGCAGAAGGACUGGCAGGCAAAGAGACAGGGCAUCUCCUCCACCGCGACAUCGGCAGACAGGCAGGGUCGGACGCCCGACGCGGCGCAAAGCCUCGACCAACAGCGCGCCGCCACGCUUGCCCUCUUCGUUCUCGCGGACCUCGUCCGACAGGCGACAGGUGCUGCAGGCGACCACGGCGGGGCCGGGGGCGGCGGGUUUCAGCACGGGUAAGGCUCAGUCAUCGACAUAUCUCCACGGGCGACGCCCCUGGCGGACCGGGCGCGCCGGCGCUGUCGUCGCGCUGA
Molecule: messenger RNA, 684 nt
Organism: Acanthosepion pharaonis
Lineage: Eukaryota; Metazoa; Mollusca; Cephalopoda; Sepiida; Sepiidae
Source: the annotation of a GenBank genome assembly